This is a messenger RNA of Schistosoma rodhaini, 603 nucleotides long. The record is from the annotation of a GenBank genome assembly. Lineage: Eukaryota; Metazoa; Platyhelminthes; Trematoda; Strigeidida; Schistosomatidae.
AUGAAUCUUCUUGUUAUACUAAUUGAUGCAUUGAAGAAAUGGUUACAAUCCCAAAACUGGUUUGUUGGACUAUGUUUCUUUUCAGGACUCUAUGUUGAUUUGGAGAUGGUUCUCGUACCACAAGUACAAUUUAAAUUUCCAUGGAACUACAUACUAUUGGUAUUUAAUUCGAUGAUUAUCUCGAUCCCAGCUUCAAGGCCACUUUCUGAAUUGAGAAUGGUAUGGAUUUCAAGUAGUUGGGUUAUUACAUUGGGAAUUAUAUUACUGACUACAAUAUUCGGCGGAUUAAAACGAUUCGAUAUACAAAGAUCUUUCAAUAUAUUCUUCAUAGCAAUCUUGAUUAUUUCUGGAUUUGGAAUGCUACUGACAAUCAUCUACGAAUCGGCAAUUGCAACUGAAGCAAUUUUUCCAGGUGAUAAACGAUUCGGUUUUCGAGAUGAUCAAUAUUUUCUAUUUGGAUUAGUACUUGCAACAAUAAUUGUUUGGAUGAAUAUGAUCAUUUCAAGUGAAAUAUCACUUAUAUGCACUGUAUUCAAUAAAACAAGCCAUUAUCCAGUUGAAAAACAUAAAGGAAGUUGUUUAACAGAAGUGAAUACUAACCAA